Messenger RNA from Fundulus heteroclitus (mummichog), 8111 nucleotides. It is a transcript of the gene atr, whose product is annotated as ATR serine/threonine kinase. The transcript is spliced from 48 exons. Bases 199 to 7947 code for a protein of 2582 amino acids. Gene Ontology annotation, cellular component: nucleus. Gene Ontology annotation, molecular function: protein serine/threonine kinase activity; protein binding. Lineage: Eukaryota; Metazoa; Chordata; Actinopteri; Cyprinodontiformes; Fundulidae. The record is from RefSeq and is a predicted model, not a curated record. Gene Ontology annotation, biological process: protein phosphorylation; telomere maintenance; DNA damage checkpoint signaling.
CUCGAGUUCGUGCUCGAGUCUAUUGAGCCUCGGUGGAUACCGUAUCAAAUGAAACGUCAUUUUGGAGCGAAAGUUUUCGAAACUCAUGGGAUGGACGGACAGCUGCUGGGAGAGUGUCUCCGUCCAAAUGUCCCGGCUUAUAUCGCUAAAAGCUACUUGAUAGAGUGUCGCACAGCGAUAUAAUAAGGAAGUAUAAAAAUGGAGGGACUGGAAAUGUCCGCUAUGAUACCGGCUCUUCAGGAGCUAGCUAGUGCCAGUGCUGCUGAAUACGACUCGGCGGUACAGAAACCCCGACAGAUCCUCUGCCAGUUCAUUGACAGGAUACUGGCAGAUGUAGAUGUUGUUGCUCUAGGUUUAAAUAAGAAGUCCAGUUCGGAGCCGGCUUGUGUGAUGCUGCUGGACUUUGUGCAGCAUAUAGUCAAGUCUUCGUCUCUGAUGUUUGCCAACCCUGCCUGUCAGCCUGGCGAGUUCCCGGACACCACACAAAACUGUGCUGACUUCUGUAAGUGGGUGGUGGUGCGUUUGCUCCGCGUGGGGGCGGCUCCGUGCUGCGACGCCAUUCACGGGCGAGUCUCCGCUGUGCUGUGCUCCUUGCUUCACUCUCUGAGGGUCCGGGUGCCCUUCAUCUUCAGCUGCCUCGUCGAGGAAUACGUCCUACUGGGCCAAGACCUCAGCGACAUCCUCUUCGCUCAUUUAGCCGCGCUGUCAGGAUGCGCACAGAACCAGUGGCCCGUAAAGCUCGGCCGCUUCCUCUCCUCCGCCGCGUGCGCCCCCUACCUUACCCAGACUCCUCUCGUGCUCUCGUCCCCGGCUGCCUUAGAGUGCCUGACCGCCGUCGCUCUUGGCGUCGUGACCGACUCUUUAAGGGGCGUCGUUUCCUGUCACGACCUGGGCACGGCCUGCGAGACCGCCUGCUCCGUCUUGGCCAACGGGAACACCAGACUGAGGAAGAUUUCCAUGGCGAUGUUAAGGAAACUGGUGGAGCUGAGGAAAUUCGACGACCUGCAGAACCACAGUUUCUUCGCUGCCUUCCUGCACCUUCUCAAAACCCACAACAGCUCGAAUGAGGAGGAACCCUACGGAGGAGAGCUGCUGAAGCUCACCCGCUGUUUCUUUCAGUCGCCGUUCAUUUCCCACUCGGGCUUCGAGUCCGUUUACCUCUUGCAGAUGUUCGAGUGCGUUUGCGAUCUCGGAGGAGGCGGGGUUGCGUUGGGGUCGGAGCUCACCGAGGCUCUCUGCGUGCUCUUCGGCUUCUCGCUGUCUGUCCCGAGUUCUGAAGGGGCCGCUCUGCUGAGGAGGCAGCGGGUGGCGGGUGUCUGCAGGACGCUGGCGUGCACCGUGGGGACAGAAAAUCAAGCUGAAUGUGCAGAAGGGUUCCUCCAAGCUGCACUCAAGGCUGAGAAAGCUGUUGUGAUGCAGAAGUCAGGAGAUGGAGAGACUCCUGCCAAAAGGUCCUGCAGAUCUGGCAUCAGCGAGUUGGACAUGCGUGUUGGCAGCGAGGUUUGGGCCACGCUAAGCCGUCGCCUCGAGGAGCUGCUGGCUCUUUUGGACUCAAACUCGGCAGAAGCAGAGAGCUCCCAGAGCCUGUCCGCCCUACAGGGCCUGGCCCUCAUCCUCCACCUGGCGGCCCUCUGCUCCUCACCCAUCAGCACCUCCUGUCCAUUCAUCUGGGUGUCCACUGAGACUAUGGGCCGGGUGCUGAAGAGCUGUCAGUCACUGUUAGAGGGAGCGUCUCGACCCGUCUCUCAUCAGGACCACUUUAAGUCUGCUUAUCAGUCAACCAUCAGGGUUAUCGACUCUAUUCUCUACCUGACAUUGAACAGCCAGAUAGAAGAUGGGCUCCAGCGGCGCGUGUGUGCCCUGCUGUCUCUGCCUUGGGUGUGUGACAACAAGUCUGGCUCGGCCUUCAAGGGUUCAGGGUUACCCUCCGGGCUGUCCGCCCUGGCUCAGAGGCUCAGCUUCUGCUAUUCACCUGAUGUCCAGGCAGACUGCGUGUCGCUGCUGGCCUUUCUGCAGCGUGGCGUGUGUGAGAGCUGGCGCGUACGCAUCUCCACAAACGCGCUGCGGAGUCAGAGCGAGGCGGUGAGAGCCACGGCCGUCAGGGUCUUCCCCGUCCUGCUUCAUCGCCUGGGACCCUCACACCGCGGCCUCAUCAGCACCACCCUGCUGCCUCUUCUGGCGGACCAGUCGGAGCAGGUGAAGGUGGAGCUCGCCAGGAGCGUGGGCCAGCUGACCUGCAUCCAGUCGGAGCUCUCCAAGCUUUGCGACUCCGCCGUAAAGUCCGCGUUCCUUCCUGAAGUCCUCUGCCUGCGCUGGAGUCUUGUAACGGAGCAUCCUGGGAACAAAGCGCCAGCCCUCGAAGCGUCUGUAGUUAAACCCUUUCUGACUUUACUCAGCCCACAAGCUGCCAGCUGUGUUAAACUAGCAUUUCUGGACGCCCUGCCUCACCUCUGCCGGCACGUGAGUCUGCUCGGGGAAGACGGCGAGUCCCGGGCAGCUCUCCGCGCCCUGGUCGGCCUCAUCGAGGACUCGGACCCCGCCGUCAGGACGCGCUUUAGCCAGUCGGUGCGCUUCCUGCUGACAGAGUCUCCCAAGAGCUCAGAGCAGGGCACGCUGAACGAGCUCCUAGUCGCACGUCUGAAGGAGGCAUUCAGCAACGCCAAGGCCAACAGAGACGACAACCUCCGUAACACUCUAGUCCUCACCACGGGAGAGAUCGGCAGGGCGUCUCAGGGCAGCUUGGUGUCCUUCGCCCUGCUGCGUCUGCUCCACUGCCUCCUGUCCAAGUCGUCCACAGUGUCCGUGACCGCUUACACCCAGAUCCGAGCGCUGGCGGCCGCCAAAGGCCUCAAGCUGCAGACGCUGUUCAGCCAGUAUAAGAACCCCAUUUGCCAGUUUCUGGUGGAGUCGCUCCAUUCGCGGCACGCAUCGGCGCUGACGGAUCACGCCAGCGAAUCGGCCAAUCAGAGAGAGCUGGCUUUGGACAUCCUGGCUCAGAUCGCACACGCCUUUGACUUCCCGGACCUCUACCGCUUCCUCACUCGGACGCUCCAGGUGCUGCUGCCCUACCUGGCAGCGAAGGCCAGCUCCACGGGCUCCGCCCUCAUCCGGACCCUGGCCAUUGAGCUGAAGGCAAACAGGAGAGAGAUUCUGAUAAACAAUUUCAAGUACAUCUUCAGUCAUCUGGUUUGUUCGUGCACCAAGGAGGAGCUGGAGACCGCCUUUCACUACUUACAGAGCGAGACCGAGAUCGAGCUGGGUUCCCUGCUACGACUAGACUUCCAGGGUCUCCACAAUGAGCUGCUGCUGCGUUUGGGGGAGCAUUACCAGCAGGUGUUCAACGGUUUGGCGAUCCUGGCCUCCUUUGCGUCCAACGACGACCCGUACAAGGGUCCCAGAGAGAUCACCACCCCGGAGCACAUGGCCGACUACCUGCAGCCCAAGCUGCUGGGGAUCCUGGCCUUUUUCAACAUGCAGCUGCUCAGCUCCAGCGCGGGAGAGAAGGACCGCAAAAAGAUGGCCCUGACCAGCGUGGUGGCUCUGAUGCGCCUGAUGGGCUCCAAACACAUCAGCUCCGUCAGAGUGAAGAUGAUGACCACGCUGCGCACGGGCCUCCGUUACAGAGAAGACUUCCCUCUGCUCUGCUGCCAGACGUGGGAGUGUUUCGUGAGGAGCGUGGAGCCUUCUCACCUCGGCCCCCUCCUCAGUCAUGUCAUCGUUGCCCUGCUGCCCCUGAUCCCCCUGCAGCCCAAAGAAACGGCUGCCAUCAUUCGCUUCCUCAUCCUGGACAACAGGGAAGAAGUAAACGACUACCUUCACGAGAUUUACUUUCUGCCCGAGCACCCGGAGCUAAUAGACAUCCACACGGUUCUGCAAAAUUAUAAAAAGCUGACGGCCAGCAGCAGCGACCUGGCCUCAGCUCUGCAGCUGUCGAUGAGAGCCGUCCAGCAUGAGAACGUCGACGUGAGGAUCCACGCGCUGACCAGCCUCAGGGACAUGAUGCACAGCAAACAGGAGUGGCUGCUGCGGCAGGUGUGCGCCAGCGAGGCGGUGGAGCCCGUCAUCUCCAGCCUGGUGUCUGUGCUGCUGAAGGGCUGCCAGGACUCGUCCCCCGAGGCCAGGCUCCUCUGCGGGGAGUGCCUGGGCGAGCUGGGGGCCGUAGACCCCGGGCGGCUGGAUCUGUCCCACACGCUCACGCACGGCGACCGCAACACCUUUGUGAGCGGGGUUGAUGAUCCCAACUUUGCCCACGAUUUGCUGAUGGAGCUCACCAGAACAUUUCUGGCCUCCGCUGAUAACGUGCGAGCUCAGGACUCUGCGGCUUACGCCAUCCAGGAGCUGCUGUCCAUUUUCGACUGUCGCGAGGGGAGAAACGACACACCGGGUCGUCGUCUGUGGAGGAGAUUCCCAGAACAGAUCCAAGAAAUCCUGGAGCCCCACCUCAACAGCAGAUAUAAGAGCAGUCAAAAGGAGGUGAACUGGUCCAAAUUGAAGAAGCCCGUGUACCUGAGCAGCCAAGGCAGCAAGUUUUCUGACUGGUCUGCCACCUGGGCCGGGUACCUCAUCAGCAAGGUGAGACACGAGCUGGCCGGCAAGGUGUUCAAAUGCUGCAGCUUCAUCAUCAAACACGACUACAAAGUCACGAUCUACCUGCUGCCUCACAUCCUGCUCUACAUGCUGCUGGGCUGCACCCCUGCAGAGCAGAAGGAGGUAACGGAGGAGAUGCUGGCGGUGCUGACUGAAGGCGACGGCCGAGGAGGAGGCAGCGUCCAGGAGACGGCCUCUAGCCUAUCACAGCUCAGCAUUCAGACCGUGUUUAGCAUGCUGUCACACCUCACCCAGUGGAGCCGGAACAUCCUUUACGCCAAAGCCAAAGUCAAUGAAACUGGUGAUUAUCAGCGCGUGGUGGCCUUCCUGAAGGGUAUUCCUCAGGACGUGCUGGCCAAAGCCUCCCUGCGCUCCAAAGCGUACACCCGAGCCCUCAUGCACUUUGAAGCUUACAUCCUAGAAAACAAAGAGAACAUCCAAGACCACCUGGGCUUCCUUCAGACGCUGUAUGCGGCGAUGCACGAGCCCGACGGAGUGAGGGGGGUCAACGCUCUGAGGAGGGAGGCGCCGUCGCUGCAGGAGCAGAUACUCGAACACGAGAGCAUCGGUUUGCUGCGAGACGCGACGGCCUGCUACGACCGGGCCAUACAGCUGGAGUCAGACCAGAUCGGUCACUAUCAUGGAGUGAUGACGUCGAUGUUGGGCCUGGGGCAGCUGUCCACAGUCAUCACUCAGGUUAACGGCGUCCUGGCCAAUAAGCAGCAGUGGAAAUCAGAGCUGAACACCUACAGAGUGGAGGCCGCCUGGAAGCUUGGCAAAUGGGACUUGCUGGAAGAUUAUUUGAGCUCAGACCAGCAGUCGUGCACCUGGGGCGUGCGGCUCGGCCAGCUGCUGCUGUCGGCGAAGAAGCAGGACGCGGAGAGUUUCUAUGAAAAGCUGAAGGUGGUGCGGAAAGAGCAGGUCGUCCCUCUGUCAGCCGCCAGCUAUGAGUGUGGGACCUACCAGAGGGGAUACGAGUACAUCGUCAGGCUCCACAUGCUCAGUGAGUUGGAGCACGCUUUCACCGAGCUUCGGGAAACUAGCGGCGGCUCCGCCCCCGCCCUCGCCAAGCUGCCUCCUCAUUGGUCCGACCGCCUGGAGAUGACCCAGAACUCUUUCAGGGCCAAGGAGCCGAUCCUGGCCGUGCGGCGUGCCCUGCUCAGCCUCAGGCCGCGGCCUGCGUGUCAGGAGCUGGUGGGAGAGUGCUGGCUGCAGAGCGCCCGGGUCGCCAGAAAGGCAGGACACCACCAGACAGCCUUCAACGCCCUGCUCAACGCCGAGAACACCAACCUGGCCGAGCUGGUCACCGAGAAGGCCAAGUGGCUGUGGUCUAAGGGCGACGUGCACCAGGCCCUGAUCGUCCUCCAGAAGGGCGUGGCCCAGUGUUUCCCAGACGACCAGCUGCUGACCGAUCCUCGCAGCCUGCAGAUCAAAGGAAAGGCCAUGCUGCUGGUCGGGCGCUUCAUGGAGGAGACGGCCAACUUUGAGUCCAACGCCAUCAUGAAGGCUUACAAGGAUGUGACCAACCUGCUGCCAGAGUGGGAGGAUGGGAACUUCUACCUGGCAAAGUACUACGACAAAGUGAUGCCAAUGGUGACGGAUAACAAGCUGGAGAAACAGGGGAACCUCAUCCGAUACAUCGUCACCUUCUUUGGAAAAGCCCUGCAGUUUGGGAACCAGUACAUCUACCAGGCCAUGCCUCGCAUGCUCUCCCUCUGGUUGGAUUUCGGAGCCAAGGUGUGCGACUGCGAGAAAGCUGGACGAGGAGACCGGCUGAUGCGACAGGAGCUGGGGAAGAUCAACGCGGUGGUCGGCGAGCACUGCUCCAACCUGGCGCCGUACCAGUUCCUCACCGCCUUCUCGCAGCUCAUCUCCAGGGUGUGCCACUCCAGCGACGAGGUCUUCAAGGUUCUCAUGACCAUCGUGGCCAAAGUGUUCCUGGCGUACCCCCAGCAGGCCAUGUGGCUGAUGACCGCCGUCUGCAAGUCUUCUUACCCCAUGCGCAUGAACCGCUGUAAUCAGAUUCUUAAGAAAGCCAUCAGCCUCAAGCAGUCUCUGGAGAAGUUUAUCGGAGAUGCUAACAGACUGACGGACAAGCUGCUGGAGCUCUGCAACAAGCCGGUGGACGGUAACAGCACCACCCUCAGCAUGAGCGUUCACUUCAAGCAGCUGAAACGGAUGGUGGAAGAGCCGACCUUCAGCCAAAUCCUCAUCCCGCUGCAGUCUGUCCUCAUCCCGACGCUGCCCUCUACUGGCGGGGCAAACACUAAGCAUGACGCCUUCCCGGGACACUGGGCGUACCUGCAUAGCUUUGAGGAUGGUGUGGAGAUUUUGGCGUCCUUGCAGAAGCCCAAGAAGAUAAGUCUGAAGGGCUCCGAUGGCCGGAGUUACACCAUGAUGUGUAAACCCAAAGACGAUCUCAGGAAAGACUGCAGGCUCAUGGAGUUUAACUGUCUCAUCAACAAGUGCCUCCGCAAAGAUGCCGAGUCGAGGCGCCGGGAGCUGCACAUCCGCACCUACGCUGUGAUUCCCCUCAACGAGGAGUGCGGCAUCAUCGAGUGGGUCAACAACACGGCUGGGCUGCGACACAUCCUCACCAAACUCUACAAGGAGAGAGGUGUCCACCUGUCGGGUAAGGAGCUGAGGAAGCUUAUUUUACCAAAAACAGCCGCCUUUGAGGAAAAACUGCGAAUCCACAAGGAGGUGCUGUGCGCUCGACAUCCACCCGUCUUUUACCAGUGGUUCCUCCAAACGUUUCCUGACCCCGAGUCAUGGUACAGCAGUCGCUCCGCGUACUGCCGCUCCACUGCUGUGAUGUCCAUGGUCGGCUACAUCCUGGGGCUCGGCGAUCGCCACGGAGAAAACAUCCUCUUUGACUCUUUCACUGGGGAAUGUGUUCAUGUUGACUUCAACUGCCUCUUUAACAAGGGGGAGACCUUUGACGUGCCCGAGGUAGUUCCGUUUCGGCUCACCCAAAACAUGGUCCACGCCAUGGGGCCCAUGGGUACAGAGGGCUUGUUCAGACAAGCCUGUGAGGUCACACUGAGACUAAUGAGGGACCAGAGAGAGCCACUCAUGAGUGUGCUGAAGACCUUCCUUCACGACCCGCUGGUUGAGUGGAGCAAACCAUCCAAAGGGCUGGUGAAAACCCAGGCCAACGAGACAGGGGAGAUAGUUAAUGAAAAGGCCAAAACACACGUGUGUGACAUCGAGCAGCGUCUCCAGGGGGUCAUAAAGAGCCGAAAUAAAGUGCUGGGCCUCCCCCUGUCAAUAGAGGGACAUGUGCACUACCUCAUCCAAGAAGCCACAGAUGACAAAAUGCUUUGUCAGAUGUAUUUGGGUUGGGGUCCCUACCUGUAAAACGUUAGAUACACAUUGAAGUUCAUUAUUGUUAAAGCACUUUUAAAUAUGGGAGUUUCUAUUGUUUAGUUGACAUUCCCAUUUUUGUAGAAACCGUCUUUCGUUUGAAUUUGUUUUUUGUGCUGUAUUGUUUUGUUGUAAUAAAAGAAUCCUCUGUUGGUAAA